Messenger RNA from Arachis ipaensis, 1463 nucleotides. NCBI's taxonomy places the organism in Eukaryota, Viridiplantae, Streptophyta, Magnoliopsida, Fabales, Fabaceae. The record is from RefSeq and is a predicted model, not a curated record.
UCUUUUCUUCUUCCUCAACACUGAAACUGAAACUGCAAGUGCUUCGUUGGGUGUUGGGUAAGAGUAAGAGUACACUCUGGUUGGUUCAGAAGAGACUGGCCAAUGGCCAUUCACUGAACUCAUCCAAGGGCGUGUAUCAGACAAAAAAAAACAGCACUCAAACAUGUUGAGGAUUUAGGGUUCACGCCACGAUCAUUGUGAUAAGAUCCCAAUCAAUGUUAUACUUGCUGUUAAUUUUGAAUAUUCAAAUAUUAUUUCCUAUCUUUGAAAUACCGAGUGUUGGUAUUUGACUAUUUGUACGUUUUAAAAAAAAAGGGGGCGGGGGGUUUGUGACUUUGUGUGUGUCUGUUUAAAAGUACGCUUUAAUCAAUUUUAAAUUUAUAAUUCUUUUAAGAAUAAACUAUUAUUUUUAUCUACAAAAGAUGAAAAUACCAUUAUAUCUAUUCAUAAAAAAUUGAAAUUAUCAUUUAUAUUCAUAAAAAAUAAAUUUUUAGAGAUAAAAUUAUCUAAACCCUAAAAAAUUAAAUAAAAUUUUCAAUAUCAUUCUCUCUACCACUAUAACCAUCAUCUUCCCUCUUCCCCCUCUCUCUCUCAAUGUUCUCAGUCACUCCAAUCCUAACAUUGACCAAUCCUAACAUUGACCACAUCGCUGCUUAGUAGCACCGCCUUGCCCUCCUCCUCAACCGUCACCCUAACCCCUUCGCCACACACUCCCUCAUCAUUGUCGGUCGCAACUCAACAAUACCAGCACCACCAUCACCAGCAUAAUCAUCUAGCGCAAGCUCAGCCUCUGUCUAUGCCGGAAAGAAACCCUAGAUCUAAGGUUGACGCAGAGCGUCAUAGCGGUCGAUACCAAUAGGUUGCUCGUCAGGACCUCGAGAACAAUGGUGAGGACGACUCCCCCGCCACCAAAAAAUCUAAAUCUGAGAAGUUCUCUCUCAACAGUUGCGAAUUUGCCACCGCCGUCGCCGUAUUCUUCCUCUUCACCAUCAGCCUUUUUUGCAUCUACCUCACCAUGUUCGCCACCGAGUUCGGCCGUAUCAAGCUCCCACACACCCUCUCUGAUCUUCUCCUCCUCAAAGAGAAUCUUUCGGCAUAUGGCGAAGAGGUGGAAGAAGAGGAGGAAGAAGGAAGGAAAGGUGGGGAUGGCGAUGGCGAUGGCUGUGGUGGUGAUGGUAAUGGAGGCAGUGAUGGUGAUAGUUGAGGAGGAGAGUGGUGGUAGAGUUUGGAAGUGGAGUCGCUAAGAAUAUUGAGAGAGAGAGAGAUAAGAGAGAAAAAUGAUGGUAAUAGUAGUGGAAAAAAUGGUAGUUUAAGAAUUUAAUUUAAUUUUUUAGAGUUUGAAUAAUUUUGUCUACAAAAAUCUAUUUUUUAUAAGUGCAAAUAGUAAUUUCUGCCUUUUAUGAACAGAUAUAUUAGCGUUUUCAAUUUUUGUGGAUAGAAAUAAUAGUUUAUUCUUAUUUUAA